AUGAUUGAAAAAAUGGAGACUGAAGAAAAUGAAACUCCAGACAUUACUCCCUCUGACCAAAAUAUGGAGGAUGAAUUGCGAAGCGAAGCAACGUUUCAAUUAAGAAUUGAAAAUUUCAGUAAAAUGUCCGAGACUAUCCUUUCGGAAGCACAUUACGUGAGAGGACUUCCCUGGAAAAUAAUGGCAAUGCCAAGAUCAUCAAAUGAUAAGGACAAAAGUUUAGGAUUUUUUCUCCAAUGUAAUGCCGAUUGUGAUUCAAACUGGAACUGUUCAGCGACAGCUGAUCUCCGUCUAUUGAGUUUCAAGAAAGACAUACAGCCGGUCUCGAGAAAGAUUAAGCAUGUCUUUUACAAUAAAGAAAAUGAUUGGGGAUUUUCGACAUUUCAAUCGUUUACCGACAUUCUGGAUGCUGAGAAGGGAUACAUACAGAAUGAUACAAUCAUUCUUGAGGUACAUGUACAGGCUGAGGCACCGCACAAUGCAUAUUGGGACUCAAAGAAAUUAACAGGAUAUGUUGGCCUUAAGAAUCAGGGAGCAACGUGCUAUAUGAAUUCUCUGUUACAGACACUCUACUUUACAAAUGAACUCAGAAAAGCCGUCUAUAAAAUGCCAACAGAAGCUGACGAUAGCAGUAAAUCUGUUGCACUUGCUCUGCAGAGGGUUUUUCAUGACCUGCAAUUCUCCAAUAAGCCUGUUGGAACCAAAAAACUCACAAAAAGUUUUGGCUGGGAGACAUUAGACUCGUUUAUGCAGCACGACGUUCAAGAAUUUCUCCGUGUCCUUCUCGACAAGCUCGAGAUCAAAAUGAAAGGAACUUCCAUUGAAGGGACAAUACCGAAGCUGUUUGCCGGCAAAAUGAUAUCGUACAUAAAGUGCAAGCACGUCAGCUACAAGAGCACUAAAACAGAGACAUUUUAUGAUAUUCAAUUAAAUAUUAAAGGGAAAAAGAACGUUUAUGAGUCUUUUGAAGAUUACGUAUCGACGGAAAUUCUCGACGAUGAGAAUAAAUAUGAUGCAGGCGAAUAUGGAUUACAGAAGGCCGAAAAGGGUGUCAUUUUUGCAUCAUUACCUCCCGUUUUGCAUUUACACUUGCUCCGAUUCCAAUACGACCCCAUGACUAACAACUCAGUCAAGUUUAACGAUCGUUUUGAGUUUCAAGAGAAAAUCAAUUUGGAUAAGUAUCUCGAGAAGCCUGAAGAGACACCAGCAAAUUACAUUCUUCAUGCUGUACUCGUUCAUUCUGGUGAUAAUCACGGUGGUCAUUAUGUAGUCUUUAUUAAUCCACGAGGCGAUGGAAGUUGGUGUAAAUUUGACGAUGACGUUGUAUCUGCCGUACCAAAAACCGCAGCAAUUGAUCAAAAUUAUGGUGGUACUGAAGACGACUUCAUGCUAAAUGUACGAAACUGUACAAAUGCUUAUAUGUUAGUCUAUGUGCGCGAAUCAGCGAUGAAGACAAUUCUACAGGAUAUCACAGAAGAAGAUAUUCCAUCGGAACUGAAUGAGAAGUUAACUGAAGAAAAGCGUUUAGAAUUAGCAAAAAGAAAGGAGCGAAAUGAAGCAUCAAAUUAUAUUAACGUUAAUGUGAUCCUUGAAGAUUAUUUUGAUGGUCAUCAUGCAAAUGACUUAUUUAAUCCCGAAAUUGCACACUAUCGAUGUUUUAAAGUCAAACAGAACUCAACACUAAACGAUUUGGUCUCAUUGAUACAAAAUACAUUUAAGGUGCCACCACAAAAAAUGCGUUUAUGGUCAUUCUCCUAUUUGGGACAUGGCGGAAGUCAAAUGUAUCACCAUAACUCGGCAUCUGGAAAUUUAUUGUCCAAUGGACUAUUCCAUGUUGACAUAACUGAUCCCGAUGCAUUAAAUAAUCCAAUUACGUACUUGUCGCGUGAUCAUAAUCCAUGGACAGUUUAUUUAGAAAUGCCACCGCCCGAUAAUGAAAGUGCUUCAUUACCACCAUAUGCACCAAAUGUCCACAUUCUUGUAUUCUUCAAAUAUUACGAUCCAGUUAAUAAAAGCUUAACAUAUGUUGGCUCACGAAUUGUCGUACAUGAUGAGAAGCUGACAGACUUGGCACCAGAUUUAAAUAAAUUAAUUGGAACUCCAUCGGACACAGCACUUGAUUUUUAUAAAUAUAAAUCAAAGGUUGAUCCAAACUUGCAAAUAUCCUCGAUCGCUAAGAACGGCGAAAUAUUGAUUUUUGAACGUACCGAGAAAUUACCGAAUUUGGAACUGCCGACUUAUGCUGACUAUUAUAACGAUCUUCAAUAUCGCGUUGAUGUCACUUUCAUCGAUAAAAAUAUUCAAAAUGAUAAUGGAUUUACUAUUGAACUUUCAUUUAACUCUACUUAUGAUCAAAUGGCUAAGGCCGUUGGCCAGCGAAUUAACGUAGAUCCAUACGAGAUUCAAUUCUUUAAGAGCAUCAACUACAAAGAUACGCCAGGCCCGGCAAUUCCGGGAUCAUUUGAUGGACAGCUUAAGGAUUUAUUGCAAGGUAAAUCGAAAAAUAGCAAACGAUUCUUAUUCUAUCAAAGACUAUCGAUGAACAUCAACGACUUGGAAGAUAAGAAACCAUUCAAGUGCAUGUUCCUGUUGCCGAAUAUGAAAGACAUGAAGGAAGUGACAUUAUAUCCACACAAGAAUGGAACUGUAAAGACGUUAUUAGAGGAAGCAGCGAAGGUUGUAAAAUUUAGCGAGAACAGUACCCGACAAUUGCGCAUUUGUGAGCAGCACAGCUCAAAGCUUCUAUGGCCAAGUCCACCUGAUACGACUUCGUUAGAUAAAUUACAAAUUUAUAGCGAAUCGGCAAGUCAAACGUCAACGCAAAAGUUUUUGCGUAUUGAGGAAAUUCCGAUGGAUGAGAUGAAUCUUGAUGAUCAAGUUGAGGCAUUAGUUCCGGUAAUUCAUUUCCAUAAGAACCUCUUCACGACCUUUGGUGUACCGUUAUUGAUAAAAAUAUGCGAUCAAGAGACAUAUAAGGAUGUAAAAAAUCGAAUUCAAAAGAAAUUAAGUAUAUCACAGUACGAGUGGGAGAAAUAUAAAUUGGCAAUUAUUCAAAAUAAAUCAGCUAAUCCAGUUGAUGAUAACGAUAAAGUAAUAUUGGAAAAGUUCCAAGGACCAGAAGAGGGUCAACGUUGCUUUUUAGGACUAGAUCAUGCAAACAAGAGCGCUUAUCCAACAACUAAAUUAAAUAUCUUUGAAAAGUCGAUCAAGAUUUACAAUUAA
This is a messenger RNA of Chironomus riparius, 3222 nucleotides long. The record is from the annotation of a GenBank genome assembly. Lineage: Eukaryota; Metazoa; Arthropoda; Insecta; Diptera; Chironomidae.